This is a messenger RNA of Eutrema salsugineum, 3931 nucleotides long. RefSeq names its product protein PLASTID MOVEMENT IMPAIRED 1-RELATED 1. Lineage: Eukaryota; Viridiplantae; Streptophyta; Magnoliopsida; Brassicales; Brassicaceae. The record is from RefSeq and is a predicted model, not a curated record. The transcript is spliced from 4 exons. The coding region runs from base 342 to 3728 and encodes 1128 amino acids.
AAAUUCGUGAUGUAAUGAUAAUUUAAGUUAAAUCAUCGGAAAAAUUGGAGAGCUGCAAAAAAAAAGUUUUGCGUGAUAUACGUUUUAGUCGUUAAACCUCAUUGAGCUUGUUGCAAAUCUCACAUUUCUCUCUCCCUUCUCACUAAUGAUUGCGUCGAAGUCAACGCUACAGUAGAUUUGUUUGUUUAUGAGAGGACGACUCCUAUUUCUUUGUUUGAAAACUGUUGCUGCUUGUAGCUAAAUUGUGACUUGUACACCUAUUGCUUGAUUUUGCUUGAUUUCCGGAAAAGUCGUUGCUUUGUGAUUCAUCUUCUGGGUUCUCAGUGUUUUCCUUAUAGAGGAUGAGUAAAGCUAAUAGUGAGGAAUCUUCUAGUAGCCGUAAAUUGUUGAAGGAGGUCGAGACGAUAAGUGAAGCUCUGUAUGUGAACAAGAAUCCUCGGAGCUCAGUGGCUGGUCCUAGUAACACUUCAAAAAAGCCGUUGGGCCGUACCCACUUGGCUGAGCCGCAAAAGGAGAAGAAAUCGUUUUGGAAUUGGCCUCUCAGAGCUCUUUCUCAUGUCCGCAACCGCCGAUUCAAUUGUUGUUUCUCUGCCCAAGUCCAUUCUAUUGACGGGUUACCCCCGAUAUUCCAGGAUCUUUAUCUUACUGUUCACUGGAAACGUCGUGAUGAAUCUUUAAGCACUCGUCCUGCAAAAGUUUUAAAUGGAAGAGCUGAUUUUAAGGACAAGAUGACACAUACAUGCUCAGUUUAUGGAAGCCGAAGUGGACAACAUCACUCAGCUAAGUAUGAAGCUAAGCAUUUCUUGUUGUAUGCCUCUCUGGUUGGAUCUCCUGAGGUUGAUCUGGGAAAACAUCGGAUGGAUCUCACUAGAUUGCUUCCUCUCACACUUGAGGAGUUGCAGGAUGAGAAGAGCUCUGGUAAUUGGUCAACAACAUUUCAGUUGACUGGAAAGGCUAGUGGUGCUACUCUUAGCAUCAGUUUUGGGUACACUGUUGUUGGGGAUACUCGUACCCCUGCUUCAUCGGGUAGUGUUCAGAAUUUUCGCGGUGUUUCAAAUGCAAAACAAACUAGCAAUAACACUGGGUUGACAAGAACUACCAGUACAAAGUCUAGUUUAGGGAAUGGCAAGUCCGCAUCUCGGCGUUAUGAUCAUAGUAUUGUUAACAAAGACUCUCAUCCUCUGUCCCAGGAUGUGGAGGAAAUCAAAGAUCUUCAUGAAAUUCUUCCAGUUGCACAAUCUGACCUUGUCAGUUCUGUAAACAUUCUGUAUCAAAAACUUGAUGAGGAGAAGGUUGAUCCAGAAGCUGAGCCUCCGUUCGAAUCUGACGUUGUCACUAAACAUAUUCAACCUGUUGAGUCAGUUUCUCAUGAAAACGAAGAAGCUAAUGCACAUGAAAGCAAUGAGCCUUUCGUAAACAGGAAUGAAAUUGAUGUUCCUUUUGAGGAUAGAAAGAAAGCUGGAGAGGUUCCUACUGCUGGAAGUGAGGAAGUUGGUACAGAAAAUUUGCCUUCAGAAGAGCCUUUAGUAAACAAGAAUGAAACUGAUGUUUCUUAUGAGAUAUCAAAGAUAGCUGGCGAAGUUCCUAUUACCAGAAGUGAGGAAGUUGUUGAAAUUGGUACAGAAAAUAUAUCUCCAGGGGAGGGAAGCAAUCUUUCUCCAAAGGAAGAGGAAAGUACUGUUCCGGGGGACGAUGAAGAAGUAGUGAACGGUGAGAGAGACAUGAAAGAAAUGAUAAUGAAAGAUCUCGAAUCAGCUUUGAAAAGUGUAGAGAUGUUGGAAACAACGGCGUCAGAAGACGAGGAGGAUCAAGAAACCCAUGGAGACGCAGAAACAUGUUUUGUAACACCAAAUAAGGAAUCAGCAUUAUCAAGUUCAAGAGAUGUGGCUGAAUCUGUGGCAAGUGAGUUCUUAGACAUGCUAGGCAUUGAACACAGCCCUUUUGGUCUAAGUUCUGAGAGUGAACCUGAGUCCCCAAGGGAGCGCCUGCUAAGAGAGUUUGAAAUGGAAACUCUAGCGGCCGGUUCUUUGUUUGAUUUUAAUAUUGAAGCUGAUGAUCCGGGGAUGGAAUGUGAUGAAAACUUUUCAAAAGAGUAUGAAUCAGAUUUCGAAGAAGGUUUCGAUCUGGCAACCCUCGUUCAUGAUAUAGAAGAAGAGUACCAAUUGGAAACUCAAGCAAGAGUCAGCAACCCCAGGGCCAAAAUGUUGGAAGGCUUGGAAACGGAAUCUCUGAUGCGUGAGUGGGGAAUGAAUGAAAACACAUUUCAGAACUCUCCGCCUCACAAUGGUCGUAAUGCGUUUCAUCCAGCUGAUGUUCCAGUGAAGGAGCCAUUUGAUUUGCCUUCUCUUGGAGAUGGCCUGGGUCCAGUUGUGCAGACAAAGAAUGGAGGGUUCUUGCGUUCAAUGAAUCCCUUACUGUUCAGAAACUCAAAGGCUGGAGGCAGCUUGAUCAUGCAGGUUUCAAGUCCAGUGGUGGUGCCUGCUGAGAUGGGCUCUGGUAUCAUGGAGAUACUUCAGAGACUGGCCACUGCGGGAAUUGAGAAGCUCUCGAUGCAGGCGAAUAAAGUAAUGCCGUUGGACGAUAUAACAGGGAAAACCAUGGAAGAGGUGUUGUGGGAAACUUCACCUGCAAUUGACGGUAUUGACAGGGAUCAUAUAUCACAGCAUGAAUCUGAUGAUGCAAGUGGUUUUGUGAGGGGAGCUGAAAGACAAGCAUCAUUUGCAGCUAAGCCAAAAAAGUUUGGUUCAAGCUCUUGCAACAAUAACUUUGGGUCGGAGUAUGUAUCACUUGAAGAUCUUGCUCCUUUGGCUAUGGAUCAGAUUGAAGCACUUUCUUUGGAAGGAUUGAGAAUACAAUCAGGAAUGUCAGAUGAGGAUGCACCCUCGGAGAUCACUGCGCAAUCUAUUGGAGAGAUCUCAGCCUUCCAGGGGAAAAACGGGUGCAUUGGUCUAGAAGGAGCUGCCGGGUUACAACUUAUGGACAUAAAGGAUGGCGGAGAUGAUGAUGAUGAUGGAUUAAUGGGUCUCUCCUUGACUCUUGAUGAGUGGAUGAAGUUGGAUUCAGGUGACAUUGGCGACGAAGACGAAAUAGAUGAGCAAACGUCAAAAAUCUUGGCUGCUCAUCAUGCAAACCCACUAAAUUUUAUCCGUGAAGGAUCAAAAGGGGAGAAGCGAAAAGGAAAAAAAGGAAGGAAAUGCGGUUUACUGGGGAAUAACUUCACCGUAGCACUAAUGGUGCAACUCCGAGAUCCGCUAAGAAACUAUGAACCAGUUGGAGCUCCUAUGCUUUCUCUAAUCCAGGUUGAGAGAUUGUUUCUCCCUCCAAAGCCCAUAAUAUACAGUACACUUUCAGAGCUGAGGAAAACCGAUGAAGAGGAAGAGGCCAGUGAGGCAGUCAAAGAAGAGAAAACGAUGUUGGAGGAACAUGGAAUCCCUCAGUACAAAAUCUCAGAGGUGCAUCUAACGGGCAUGAAGAAUGAGACCGAUAAGAAGCCAUGGGGAAUCACGGCUCAGCAGCAGCAAGUGCAGGCUGGCUCAAGGUGGUUGAUGGCUAAUGGGAUGGGGAAAGGGAACAACAAGCUUCCUCUUAUGAAACCAAAAUCGGCUUCUGCAAAGCCUGGUGAUAAGCUGUGGAGUGUUUCUGGCUCUGGGUCUAAAUGGAAAGAGCUUGGGAAAAUGGGAAAGUUUAACACACACGUGCGAAACCCGAAUGUGAUCAUGCCAAAGUGAAACUGAAGAUGGGAAGAAAGAAAACAAUAACUAGUCUGUGUCUAACUUUGUGUUUUUGAUGCUAAUAUAAUGUUAUGUGGUGUGGUUAAUUGUACUUCAAUGUUGCAUCUGUUUGAUGCGUGUAGUUUAGGUUUUGCGGAUCAAACUAAUCGCUGUUUGUGGUGCAGUUAAUAGAUCAAUGAAACAAAUAACGGAAAACACAA